GACCAAUCAGCGGCGAGAAGCCGCUUUAAUGUCCUCCCUUUUACUCCUUCCCUUACUGGUUUGUAUUCUUUCUCGCCUGCGCAGAGUUUGCGCGGUACGGGCCUUUCGGGACACCGUAGCUCGCACGCCCGCUGCAGAGUCCGACGGCAGCUUCCAUCCGCGUCAUGGCCGGCUCGGAGACUGAGUGGGUAACCAUUGCCAAUAACCUUCUUUUUAAAUGUCACAUACACCUGAGGAUACAUGAACUUGAAGACUGUGAUGCUAAUGUUUUUAUUGCUCUUUAUCAGUCCAUUUUGGGAGAAAAGGUACCAGACCUCAUAGCUGUUUCCAAGAGUCAAGAAGAUGAUGCCCACAAUGUACAAGCAGUGAUUGAUUCAUUGGCCUUGGAUUACCUGCAGGUCAGCUUGUCUCACAUAACAGGAGAAAAUAUAGUGAAAGGAGAUAAAGAAUCUAUCAAGAAUCUCCUAGAAAUAUUUGAUGGGUUGCUGGAGUAUCUUACAGAACACAUCAGUGAAGCAUCUUAUGAGAAAAGUGAAACUGAACAGUAUUUUAAAGAAUUCCAUGGAGGAGAACCUUUGGAAGAGGUAGAAAGUACUAAGGAGUCCAAAUCAUCAUGGAAAAGAGUUUCUUUUGAGAGGUGCUCUUUCUCAUCUGAGGCUUUGGGCCCCUCUUGGGAUGAAGAUGAGGCAGAAUCCACUGGUGAAAUAAUUCAACUUGGAGACACAGCACACACCUUUUCUCUAAGAAGUAACAGUGCCCAAAGUCCUGUUGAUACACAGUGUAAAAAAACAUUAGCCUCACCAGGCUCAAAACCAUGUGAGGACACAUUGAACCCCCCUUCAUCUCUUUUUCUGUCCAAGAAUGCAGCAUCCUUUGUUGAAGACGAAAUCCCUUCUGUGAGUGUGGUUCCAAGUGCUAGAAGGCUAGGGGAGCCUAUCCGAGCUGCUAUUCCUUUACAUCCACCCUACCACCCUUCAGAGCCUCGAGCACCCUGCCCUAUAGGAAGAGAAUACCUACAAUCAAGUCACUUCUUCCCUGUCAUGAAUUCAGCUGGAGAGCAGACGGCAUUUUCUGUGGAACCAGAUGAUACAGUUAUCUCAACUUCCAUGGUGCCUAAAGAAAGUGACCAAAAAAUACCUCCAGCUCAAGUCCUCAGCCCUAGGACAAGGAAGCUUCCAAAAGGAAAAAGACAUGAAAACAGAGCUGUAGCCUCAUCAUUGGAUUCACCUUUCUCCCAGAGACCAAGAAAGAGGUUAACAGAACAAGAACUACAUGUGGUGUCAGAGAAACUGUCUCAACGGCUGUCUGAACUAGACUGGAUGUUAAAAAGUGCCCUGGGUCAUCAAAUUAAAGAAAAGACUGACCAUAAAGAAGACAGUGGAAAGAAAGAGGACAGCAGCGAUGAGGGGACACUCUCGCAGCACAGUGACAGCGUCAUGGAGUGUGGGCCAAAGAAGCUAAGGCCAGGACUUUCUGUGCACAGAAAGCCACAUUUCAGGUCCCAUUCACUGUCUCCACCUCCCAUUAACAAACACAAACAGUUCCAGAUAGAAGAAAAAAGACAACGCAAACAAAAAGAAACAGACAUCCGCCAGUUCCAAGCAAAGGCAUUAACUGAAGCAUUUGAAAGGGAACUAAGAAGAAAUAGAGUUCAAGAGAAUAUUGGCCCUCAAGGGAUAAAUGAGGAGAAGGAGGAAACAGAAAAAGUACACAGAGAAGCUGUUCAUAAAGGAACUCCAAAACACAGUCAACCGUGGAAGAUUUCCUCCAGAAAAACCACAACUCAGAGUCCCAGAGGGGGCCUUCCGAAGCCAAAUAAAGCAGCUCCGAUGAAAGUAAAUGAACACAGUCUUCUGCCCCUGAUGCUGGAGCAGUUUCCAUUUCUCUAUGUCUCUGGCCCAACACUAAGCAAAAUGUGGAAACAGCAAAUUGCACAUGUUGAACAGCUCAAAAAAGAUGCAUGUAGAGAAAAUCGAUCAAAGAAGAAACUCUGGGAUGAAAUAGAAGAAGCCCUGAGAAGGCAUGACCUCCUUACUGCCCUUGUCAAGAAAGAAUAUGAACAUAACAAGAGACUGCAAGACUUUAGAGACCGCAUUUGUAGACAAAGGCUGACCCAAUCAAAGCUAAAAGAAAAUCAUCAGCAAAUUGUUCGUGCCCGAAAAUACUACGAUGAUUAUAGAGUUCAGUUGCGUGCAAAAAUGAUGAGAAUGAGGACCCGGGAAGAAAUGAUAUUUAAGAAGCUGUUUGAAGAAGGCUUACAAAUUCAGAAGCAAAGAUUACGAGAGCUAAGAAACUAUGCCAAAGAAAAGCGAGAUGAAGAAAAAAGGCAGCACCAGAAUGAACUGGACUCAAUGGAGAACUACUAUAAGGACCAGUUUUCAUUGCUGGCAGAAGCCAUAUCACAGGAACAUCAGGAACUCAAAGCCAGAGAGAAAGCCCAGGCCCAGACAUUACAUAAGGUGAAGAGAGAACUGAGAUCUAAGAUGGAGAAGGAAAUCCAGGAACUGCAGAACAUGAUAAUGCAGAAUGAUGAUGAUGCUUUCUUCCGGGAGUUGGAAGUUGAGCGCUUCAGAGCUCGGCUACAGCUGGCUUCCUUUCAGUACAGUAACAGUCCCUUCCCAUGAGGCCCGACUUGACAGGUGACAUUUCUGGACAGAGCUAGAAUUGAGCCAGUAAACAGUCUAAACCAGAA
This is a messenger RNA of Heterocephalus glaber (naked mole-rat), 2692 nucleotides long. RefSeq names its product centrosomal protein 95 (gene Cep95). The record is from RefSeq and is a predicted model, not a curated record. Gene Ontology annotation, cellular component: spindle pole; centrosome. NCBI's taxonomy places the organism in Eukaryota, Metazoa, Chordata, Mammalia, Rodentia, Bathyergidae.